Messenger RNA from Didymodactylos carnosus, 724 nucleotides. NCBI's taxonomy places the organism in Eukaryota, Metazoa, Rotifera, Eurotatoria, Philodinida, Philodinidae. The record is from the annotation of a GenBank genome assembly.
CGUGUUUUCGGGCUUUUCUUUAAAAAUAAAAAACUUUCAAAACACGGGGCGUUUCGCGGGGGUUUAUAUAUAAUUUAAAUAAUAAUUUUGCCCACUACAAUCAUACCUCAUUAAGAAAGGUUUUGAUUAUUUUUUAAAGUUUCCGAAAAACUGAUUUUCCAGAACACCGGAUCUUCGAAGUACUAUGGGGGAACCCAUGGUCAUAUUCGGAAUCAACAUGGUCGAUAACCUAUAACCCACUGGAUUUCGAUCAAAAAAAAUGAUUUAUCACCUGAGGUGGUUCCCCGGUAAGAUUUCUUGAGCAUAAAAUGGAUUCAUAGACUUAAGGUUCAACCGUUUUCGUUUAGAACGUAUUAGGUGAAACAAACAACAAUGAUGAUGAAUUUAAACAAACGUGAGUAAAUAAAUUGGUUUUCUUGUGUCAUUUUUUUAAAAUAAUUUUUUUCCUGUCUUGUUGUAGAAAAACAUUUGUGCCCGCUGCUAUGCCGAAACGUUUAUUUCCCGUACAAUUAAAAGUUAUAUUUUAUACUGCAACAGAAUUACCCGAAAUGAUGACUGAUUUUUUUGCUAAUGUUAGUAAAAAAAUUUUAAAUUCUGAAGAUUGGCAACCAGUUGAUCCAUAUGUUGAAGUCAGUUAUAAUGCGUUACAGGCACAAACAGUUGCUCGUAAUGGUACACCCCCUGUAUGGGGUGAAGCUCUCUAUUUUAUUGGUCAAUUUCCCCC